AUGCACUCCGUGCCGGCAGCCGCUGCUGCGGCCGGCACAGCCUACACCGGGAAAUGGCUCUUCGACUACAAUCGGGCGAACUUCCAGUACGAUGUGCCACAGAGGUUUGGACGUUACAUGACGUCCCGUGGGAUGCUGAACACUCAAGUUGGUCAGUAUCGACAAGAUGUCCAUGGCAUUGCUGAACUGACCUCCUCCAAGAUGGACACAGUCCAAGCGAUGAUGACGCUGACACUCUGCGUUUGUGCUGCUCUCUCAGAUGCUGGACGCAUUGGCAUGCAUGGUUGUGCACCUCCGCAAUGGCUGUGUGCUCUAUACUCAGGCCACAUCUACACAUCCAUUCUCCUUUGUGGAACGGCACUUUGGCUUGGCAUGCACGGCUCGCUGCGUGCACAGGUGGCUGCAACCUCGUUGCUAACGCGAAAGGUCCGAUUGCCAAUUCCUUCGAUGGCCCAGUUAGAUGCUGCGCGAUCCUUUGGUUCAGCCUUUGAGCAGCAGAAACUCGGAGAUCAGUUUCGCGUGCCCUUCAUGCGCCACCCUGAAGACGCACCUGACCUUCCGCCCGCUUCCUCGGGAGAGUCCGAGGAAGAUGAGAAGAAGAAAGAAGGCAAAGAAGGCAAAGAAGGCAAAAAGAGCAAGAAGAAGAGCUCCAAGGUGGCAGCCCCUGACCCGCGAACUGAAUUCAGCAGCACUGCCCGCGAUACUGUGCCAUCCUGGAUUCGAGAUGAACAGGUGGUUGACAAGGACCAGGGAUUCAGCAAAGUGCUCCCGACUCGUGAUGAAUUUGAACCACAUGAGACUCCAGACCACUUCAAGAUGCUCCUGGCAGCCCAGGAGGAAUGGUGGCAGUACGAUGUCUACGCCAGGGUCCUGAUGCUCUAUGGAUCUGUCCAGUUUCUUUACGCGGUAUGCUACUAUUGCAUUGGUACCACCACCGCUGAGCUUCGUGGCUUCUGGAUUUCCUGGUCAAUGCCCAUGCUGUUUAUGGCUGCCCAGGUCUUGAUCAUGCGGCUGGACAUUGUUCGCACCUCUGGCAAUCACAUGUUGCCCAAUGCUGAAUGGAUUGGACACCUGGCCCCCUACUUCGCAGUGACCGCAACAACCUUGGAAUAUCGCUAUUUGUAUUCCCCCACCACCGUAAUCCUCACCUGGGUCUUUGUUUUCUUGGCCUACUUCGGACAUUUUGUGAUGGCCCUCCGAUUCUUGGAUCUGGCCUGGCCAGACUGGAAUCGUCAGACCGAUAUGCCAGAUGAAGCAGGAAAGCCCUGGUGGCCAUCCACAUGGAAGGUGCCAUCAGCGUUCCGCAAUGCCUUGUGGCUGCUGGCGCCGCCAAAGAAACUUGAGCCUGGACAACAUGAUCUCCUGCACGAAGCGGAGGGACUGGCAAGUUCCGGUGGUGGAGUUGAGCUUCGGCGUCGGAAGGGGGACAAAAAGCAGAAGGGAAAGAUGAAGGAGGUAGGUGAAGGCCUAGGUGCAGAAGUGGACCCAGAAGAAGCUUCGGGCGAGGCUGAAGGCGCCUUUACUGGACGAUCCCCGUUCAAAGCCUUUGCGGAAGCGCGGUCUCCGGACCUUCCCUGGCAACUUGCCAGAAUUGCCAUUUGCACAGUGGCCUUUGGUUGGGUGUACAUGGCCAUUUGUCUCUUCGUCGAGAUGAGCAUUGGCCAAGACGCGGUGAUGAAACCACCUGGUGAGCCACCAUGGAUUCGCGAUCAGAAGAUGGUCAAUAUUUGGAAGCCCAAGGCGUGGCACUUGAGCAACGAAAAACUGCCAGGUGACUACCGCCUGGAGUCCUCGACGAUGGCCAAGUACGAGGAAGAUGAACACUCAGUUGGUGGUUACAGAGCGGAUGACAUUCACUCUGUGGGUGUCGGUUUCUCUGGCGUGCAGUCAGAUGACAAACAUAGCGGACACGGCGGACACUCCGAUUCCGGCGGACAUUCCGGCGGCUCCGGGGGGUCCCAUGACUCGCAUUCCGCUGACUCUCAUGCAGCCGAAUCUCAUGCGGGUGGCUCUCAUGCAGCCGAAUCUCAUGCGGGUGGCUCUCAUGCAGCCGAAUCUCAUGCGGGUGGCUCUCAUGAAGAAGGCGGACAUCGACGCUUGCAAGGUUCAGAUGGUCAACUUUUGCGUGAUUUGCUGAAAGCUGCUGAUGGCAUUGACUGGUUGCAAGACUCACUUGCGCAGCUUGAGGCUCACGCCGCGCCAUUGUACGACCUGGCCCCUGCACCGGCGGCACCUCCUUUUAUGGCACCCACCGCGCCCAAGGCUAAGAAGGUGUCUUGGCCGUCAUUGUUUGAACCACAGCAUCUUCUUUGCAGGGGCGCUGAGCUCAUUGCUUUGACGCCCCGUGGAUAUGGCGCGCACGUUUCAGAGCUUGCGGAUGAGGAGGUGGAAGCCAAAGCCUUCGCCAUUCAGGGCUUGGAAGCGUUCCAUGCCAUUGCUGGUGGACAUUGGGAGAAGGGCCUGCAACUCAUCACCAAGGCCGGACAACUCCUUGAGUGUCCCGGGACAGGUCCUGAACAAGGACGAUGGCAUUGCAAGUCGUCCUCAAUGAAGCUUCCACUCCCAGAGGGAACGCAAUUGCAUGCGGCAGCGAUCACUGAACAUGCGGAGGAGUCUUCUCCCAGCCGCACGGUGGCUUUGCUCUUUGAGAACCUGCCGCAGAUCAUUUCCCUUUUCAAAGAGGGCCCCUCUGGUUGGACCUCAGCUGGAGAGGUGCACCUGCCAGAGGCGGGGACGAGCUUGUCAUUCUUCGGUGAGGAGCUCCUUGCCCUUCUUAGCAACGGUUCCGUGAUGCGUCGCCAUGUCCGUGAAGGCAGCAACAAGUGGCAUGCAGCUCCACCAGCAGCACAACUUCCCAGAGAGCAUCACGCAGCAUGCGCAAAGGAUGUGGGUGGUCUCCUCCGACUCGCUCUUCGACAGGCCGCACCAAAGGUUGAGGCUUGGAUGGCUGAGUUGACCAGUGAGUGA
Messenger RNA from Cladocopium goreaui, 2967 nucleotides. The record is from the annotation of a GenBank genome assembly. Lineage: Eukaryota; Dinophyceae; Suessiales; Symbiodiniaceae.